AUGGAAUUAUUGGAUACAGAAAAUAGGUAUAUCCAUUUAUUACAAGAUGUUUAUGAUAAGGUCAUGAUAAACAAAGAAAUUGACUGUAAAACAUCAGUUGGUAUUACACAGAUUCCAUUUACUCAAUUAAAACAAAAAUUACUUGGGAAUUGGUCUGAAUUACUGUCAUUUCAUAAAAUGCAUGUUCUACCUACAUUGAAAGAAUGCAAUGGAAAUGCUAAGAUGAUCAAAUAUUGGGCUUCUGUCAUGGCACCAUGCUUCAUUGACCUGUAUACUAUGUACUGUUUGUUCCAUGAAAAGACAAAACGACUAUGUACUUAUUUAGGAAACGUUUCAUGUAAAAGUGUGAAUUUAAAAAAACCAAAUGUAAAAAAUGAAACAAUUGGAAAUUAUAACACCAAUACCGAGUUAUUUAAAUCUCAACUAACCAAACCUGUACGACGUAUUCAGUCUUAUCAUCUAUUAUUGAAUAAACUUCAAAAAGAAGCGAACUUAUCUGAUGUUAAAUACUUGGACGAUGCCCGUCAAAUAUUCAACAGAAUAUGUGAUACAGUAAAUGUGACAAUGAAUCUGCGUGGUUUGACGGUAGCGCCAUCAAAGUUAGGACAUUUUUUGCUAGAAGCUGAUUUUACUGUUAACCAAACAAUCAAACCUACAAAGUCGAAACGACAUUUUCAUGUAAUUUUAUUUACUGAAAUGUUACUGUUAACAAAAUACCGUGUUUCGUUUAAAACAUCAAUUUCUAAUAAUAAGAGCUUUGAAGAUCAGUUUCCAAAUUUGGAUGAUUAUUUAGCAUUCUUUGAUUUUUCACAUAAUAGUAAGCUCAGUGGUAAUAAAUCAUAUGAAGUAGAAGAAGAACUUUGUCUACAUCAAAUUGGGUUAUUUUCAAAUUCACAUGAUCGAUGUUUCUCACUAUUUACCGAAAACUAUGGAUCCACUUAUACGUUUAAAUCAAACGAUAAUACAGUGAAACAACUAUGGACGAGUACAAUCAAUAAAUUACUUAUGAAUCAAUUGUACAAUUUACGAGUUAAUACGGAUCCAAAACUACAGACAUUCAAUAGAUUAUCGAUUUCAAGUAGUCACUUUUCUUGGCUGAAUCCAAAUUUACCAGUAAAUUCUAAAGUAAAGCAAUUAAAAGAGAAGUGAAAGUAACAUUUUUAAAAAUAACGUCUGAUUUUUUAUUUCACUCACAUUUUAUGAAUAUUUUGGACAAAGGCAAUUUAAAAACAGUUUAUAAUAAUAUUGUUCACAAUAGGGGAGGUUAGUUGUGUUAUAAAAUCCGUUAUAUAUCAAAAAUUACACGUUUUACUUUAUUAAAAUCGGAAUAACGGUGUGAACAAUGGUUUUAUAUAAAAAUAUUUUUCAGUUUUCUGAUAAGUCAACUUACUUUAUAAUCCUUUAGGUCAUACAUUUCAAAAAUAACGUAUAUCAAUUAAAUUUUAUCAAGUAUUUUUUGCCUGACUAUAUGCUUCGUGUUUUUUUGUUGUUGUGAUUUUCACAAAGUACCUUACAUUUAUUUUUAAGAGUCUACAUAUGAAAAAAUUUAAUCCAUCCAAGUUGAUCUGAUACAUCUUUAGAAGUUGAGGUCAUUUUCUAAUUUCUCUGAUAUUAUUUUAACUUACUUAAUAUAUAUAAGUAGCAUAUAUUUUUCUUGUUAAUAAUUCACUUUUUUUUCGUAAAAAUGUAUG
This is a messenger RNA of Schistosoma haematobium, 1691 nucleotides long. RefSeq lists its product as uncharacterized. Gene Ontology annotation, molecular function: guanyl-nucleotide exchange factor activity. Gene Ontology annotation, cellular component: cytoplasm. The record is from RefSeq and is a predicted model, not a curated record. NCBI's taxonomy places the organism in Eukaryota, Metazoa, Platyhelminthes, Trematoda, Strigeidida, Schistosomatidae. Bases 1 to 1149 code for a protein of 382 amino acids. The transcript has 8 exons.